Astrephomene gubernaculifera is the source of this 753-nucleotide messenger RNA. The record is from the annotation of a GenBank genome assembly. Lineage: Eukaryota; Viridiplantae; Chlorophyta; Chlorophyceae; Chlamydomonadales; Astrephomenaceae.
UCCUCCUCCACGUCCUCCGGGGCUCCCGGCGCUGCUGCCGCCCCCGUCCCCGCCUCCGCGGCUCAGCUGAGCGCCCAGCAGCGUGCCGCCAUCCGCCAGGCGCACCUGUUCGACCCGCUGCCGGAGGGCUACUGCUUCAACGGCACGCAGUACUUUGACGCGUUCGGGGAUGCGUCGCUGGAGCACCCGCACAUGGACAGGUUCAUCGCCGAGUGGCUGGCGGAGCAGCGCGCACAGCAGACCCAGGAGGCAUCCCAGGCGGCGGCCAGCAAGGCAGCAGCGGGGGGAGGGCUGGUGGUGACGCGCGUGCUGGGGCCCGUCAGGUGGUGGUGAGGAGGGGUGUGUGGGUCGAGGAGGGGUGGAGAUGGGGUGGGGGUGCGAGGUGAAGCGGUAGCUGCCAUGCCGCGUGUGCGUGCGAGUUGUGGUAGCGUGCGAUGGAUGGCGUCGUUGCGGUACUACUGCGUGCAUGGUUCAGUGUUUGAAGUGGUGAUGUGAAGAACGUGGUGGGUUUGACGUUGCCGAGGACUGGAUGCAAGGCGUGCUGCUGUGGGAGUCAUUGAGUAUUUGUUUUUGGUACUUGGUUGAGCCAACCGGCGGGAACCCCACGCCUCAUAACCCCGUGAGCCGAUUGCAAACUAUAGAUGUCACAAUACUGCAAAAACUUGACGUGCGUCAAGAACCCAAACUCAUCCCCAAUGAAGGCAUUAGGGACGACCGGGCUGUAUUGUACCCCGCUGUAAUUUGUGUCUGCCG